This is a messenger RNA of Baudoinia panamericana UAMH 10762, 810 nucleotides long. RefSeq lists its product as uncharacterized. The transcript has a single exon. Lineage: Eukaryota; Fungi; Ascomycota; Dothideomycetes; Mycosphaerellales; Teratosphaeriaceae. The annotation marks the transcript as partial. The record is from RefSeq and is a predicted model, not a curated record.
AACGAGCAGGCCGGAAGCUCGUUAUUCAACCUGCCUCGGGAGCUGCGUGAUAUCGUUUGGGCGUAUGCUACUGCGCCUUAUGAAGACCCUCAAGCCAAGUUCGAGGAGAGUGCGUACUACUGCCGUCCUGGCCAUAUUGCACGAUUAAAGUCAGACGUCGCAUUACUACUUACCUGUCGCCGAAUAUGGCUGGAAGCGAACGCAAUGCCAAUGCUCCAAGCGGAGCACCUUUACUACUUCUACCGUCCGGCGCCUGACGAGAGGACAAAGUGGUGGAUGGCUCAACUCUCCGACCACAAUCGGGCGAACUUCGGGCACCUGCACAUGUAUGCGCAGAUGUGCAAUAUUGAGAGACUUACUGCCACUCCCGGAGCUUUGCGAGAGUUCUUCCUGUCUAAGCGACUGCAAGCCGGCGACUUCCAGCCGAGGGUGUUCCACGUUACUAUCCGCCACACGGACUGGUGGUACUGGGAGCGCGAAGCACCUCUACGUCUGGCAGACCGGUGGGUGGUUGCAUUACUCAACACUCCGGACCUUCGCAGCACCAAGGUGUUGAAGCUCGAACUGGAAACCCUCGAUUACAAAGUCGACCAGCUGAAGCCGAUCGUUGAGCGGCUGAGAGAUCUAAACAGCGAGGAGAAGGAGACGCACAUCAUCAACGGCAAGCCGCAAAGGACCAAGUUCGUACUGCACGAGAAACUCGAGACGUUCAACUGGGAAGGGCCCGCGAACAUCGACGGCAAGAAGCACGCCCCCUAUGCAGACAAGUCCCGACUACGCUACCACGUCGUGACCCUAACCUGGCAUCUA